Coffea eugenioides is the source of this 891-nucleotide messenger RNA. RefSeq lists its product as uncharacterized. NCBI's taxonomy places the organism in Eukaryota, Viridiplantae, Streptophyta, Magnoliopsida, Gentianales, Rubiaceae. The record is from RefSeq and is a predicted model, not a curated record. The transcript has 2 exons. The coding region runs from base 1 to 891 and encodes 296 amino acids.
AUGGAUAGUAUGUCUAUUGGCUGUACUGCCGGGAGUCAGGUUCGUAGGAUAUAUCUACCAGCCUUUUUCAUUGGUGGUCCAAGAGAUAUGAAGCGUAGAUAUCUAGAUGCUAUGUCUUUGAAAGAGAUACAACAUAACUUGAAAUAUGGAGAAGAGGCUCAAGAUAGACUAGAUUUGGUUGCUGGAGUUUUUCGGGCAAAGUGUGAGGUGCUUAGAGCAGAAAUAGUUAAGAAGAAACUCUAUGGUGAAGUGGUAGCCUUUGUUUAUGUAAUUGAGUACCAAAAAAGAGGCCUUCCUCAUGCACACAUGCUAAUGAUUUUGAAACCAGAGGCUAAAGCAUUGAAUCCAGAAGCAUAUGAUAGGAUAGCUUCUACCGAGCUGCCUGACCCAAAAGAGCAAAAUUGCUUAUACUCCCUUGUUAUAAAACACAUGCUGCAUGGCCCUUGUGGGUCACUAAACAAAGAAAAUGUCUGUAUGCGAAAUGGAGUGUGUAAAAAUCAUUAUCAAAAGGAUUAUAUUGAGCAUACUACUCAUUCUGAAGAUGGCUGCCCUCAUUAUAGACGAAGGAAAAAUGGCCAGUCUAUUAAACUGAGAAAUCAUUCUUUAGACAAUAGAUGGGUUGUCCCCUACACUUCAUACCUUCUUUCUCUUAUAGAUUGUCACUUGAAUGUUGAAAUCUACUCCACUAUUAAGCUGGUCAAAUACUUGUACAAAUAUGUAUACAAGGGACAUGAUCGAGUGAGCUUUCACAUUCAUUUUGAGAAUGAUCCAGAAGAUAUAUAUGAGAUCCAUGAAUUUCAAUCUGCUAGAUGGGUAGCAACUGCUGAAGUGAUGAGGCGCAUUUAUAGAUUCCCGUCAAAUGAAAUGACACCUUCUAUUUACACACUUUAG